CGGCGCCGUUCGAUCUUCUCCUGCUCCUGUAUGCGCGGUUGCUACUCUCCCGGGUUCUCUGCCGUUGGGGGCUCGCGUUCGACGCGUUCGAAAAGCAAAAGAGAGACUGGGAUAUCCGUGCCGCGAAUGGCUCCAUGCCCUUGAAAUUUACGCGCAUGUAGCCGCCAACGCCGCCACAUCCAACGACAUGGCAUGUACUGCAAUGGCUUAUAUAUAUCUUGUGCUUGCAGCCGUCCUCAGAUUAGACGUCUGGUCCUUUAUCUCAGUAGACCCAUGCAGUCCCUGCUCCCCUUCCUCCUCGUCGCUCUUUCACUCACUGCCGGGACACAAUCUCGGACACAUGGACGCCGUCUCCACAAUGCCGGCCACUCACGCUCUCUGGAGGAACUGGAACUCGAGCUGCCGACCCGGACGACGAAACUCUCUGCCAACUGGAAUCUGGAUCGGGCUUUCGCUAUAGACAACGAGACCGCCCUGGCGAAGCGCGAUAACACGAAAUACGUCUUUAUGCAUCAUAUUGUGGGCAGUGCGUGUUGUUUUUAUUUUCUGUCAUGGGCUAGCACUUAGGACUUUCCGGAAUCGCAGAUACGUGAGUCUCGAUAACUCAUCCGUCUAUAGCAGCUUCUCAUCCCGUCGAUAGAUGGGGCUAUACCCAAGCGAACUGGACCGCAGAUAUUCAAGCGAUUGGUGCACAGGGAGUCGACGCCAUCGCUCUCAACAUCGGCGGCGACACAUGGCAACGGACGCAAAUCGGCUACGCGUACGCCGCCGCACAAGCGAUAUCGAGCCCCGUCAAGCUUUUCAUCUCUUUCGACUUUACCACGAACCUGGGCUGCGACUUGAAUGACAUCGUCCAGCGCACCCUCCAGUUUUCGAGCCACCCGUCCCAGUUCAAAGUCAACGGCAGGGCGAUGAUCAGCAGCUACGAGGGCGCGUGUCUGGGUGACGCGGGCUGGAGGAGCUUGAAAGAUCAGACGAAUGGAUAUAUCAUGCCGUUUAUCUCUGGGCUGGAGGGCAACUUUGGCGCGUGGUCAAGCUUCGACUCGUGGUAUUGUUGGGGUUGUGCCUGGUCUCAGAACAACCAGGACAAGAAUACUGCUGAUGACUACUACUAUAUCAGUCAGGUUGGAUCUAAAUACGCUACGACAGUCAGCGGAUGGUUCUACACCCACCUCUCCGACAAAAACCGUAUUUUGCGUUCCGAUGACUGGCUUCUGAACAACCGCUGGAAUCAGAUUUUCCAGAUGCGCGAUCAACUGACGUUCGUGGAGAUGGUCACAUGGAACGACUUUGGUGAAUCCGACUACUUCGGACCAGUCACAGCCAACCAGCCCACCGGGACGACCUGGGCCGACAACUUCCCGCACACCGCUUGGAUGGACAUGAGCGCGUAUUACAUCCAGGCGUUCAAGACCGGCGUCUAUCCGACCGUCACCAAGGAUGUGAUAUACUUCUGGGCUCGGCCGCAUCCCCACGAUGCGACCGCGACCGCCGACCCGCUGCCGCAGCCGGCCAACUAUGCGUGGACAUCCGACUAUCUGUGGGCCGCGGCGUUCUGCUCCUCGACGUGCACCGUGACGUUGAAGAGCGGGACGAGCUCGUCGCAGACGUGGACGAACCUGGGAGCCGGUGUGAAUCUGUUGCAGCUUCCGCUUGCGCCGGGACGGGUCUCGGUGGCCAUGAGCAAGGGCUCUACCACCGUUUUUAGCGCGUCUCCGACGGAUUUCACUUAUGUCUCGGUGCCCAGUCUUUACAAUCUGAAUGUCUAUGUUGGAGCAGCUUCCGCGACAAGCACUGCGACUACGAGCACUGCGACUACGACCACUUCUACUAGCAUUUCGACUACGACCACGUCCACGACGAGUACUGCGACCACGACUACCGCGACAACCACCUCAACCACCACUACAACGACGACAACUACGUCGACGUCUACUGACACUGCAGCUACUUCGGCCACGACAGUGACAUGGUCUUAUCAGGGCUGUUACACUGAUAACGGUGGCUCCCGUACUCUGCGAGGAAUCGAAAUCGACUCGUCCACCGGAAACAGUAUCACCAGCUGCCAGUCGCAGUGCCAGGCUGCCGGGUAUCUCUAUGCCGGAGUCGAGUACGGGUCGCAGUGCUUCUGCGCCGCCGCCAUCGCUUCGGGAGUAUCGACCUGGGACGAGUCUCACUGUAGCUACCCGUGCCCCGGCGGCGCUGGAAAGUGCGGCGGUUUCAACGCCAUCAACAUUUACAAAGCGUCCUCUGCGAGCACAGCCACUACGACGACGACGACGACCAGUGCUGCUGCCGCGACAGUCACCGCCGGCGGCCAGUCCUGGUCGAGCCUCGGCUGCUACGCUGACUCGACCAAUCAGCGUGUUCUCCCUGCGCAAGUUUACGAGGGUCCGAGCAACGGUGUCACCUCGUGUCUGACGUCGUGUGCCAACGCAGGAUACUCGUUUGGGGGUGUCGAAUUCGGGAGCCAAUGCUUUUGCGGCAAUGCAGCCCCUGCCAGUUCAUUGAUAGCGACGAGUGACAGCUGCAACUACGCAUGCUCUGCUGGCUCGGCGUCUGGGGUCUGCGGAGGAGCCAAUAGGAUCAACAUCUACUCUAUUCCGGGUGGCGCGGCACCUAUCACGACGCCUCCAGCAGGCGCCGACACGGGAUCGUGGACCUACCUUGGGUGCUACCCCGAUAGCCCUCGAGCCGGAUCGUCAGUGCGCUCGAAGUGGACUCUGCCUCGUCGAACUCGAUCGCAUCGUGCGAGACCACGUGCUCGCAGGCAGGCUUUUCGUACGCUGCGGUCGAGUUUGGCCAGCAGUGCUUCUGCGGGCCAUCGCUGCUGUCCGGUGUCUCCGCCGUCGCCGACUCGCAUUGCAGCUACGCGUGCCCCGCUGGGUCGGGCAACUGCGGCGGGUUCAAUUACGCGAGUGUGUACUACAAGCCCGCCAGCUCCAGCGCCUCGAGCGUCACGACCGUGGGAAACACGGCGUGGACGCAUCUGGGGUGCUACAACGAUGCGACCAACGCGAGGGUGCUCUCGUAUGCAGCGUACGACGGACCAGCGAACUCCGUCAGCUCGUGUCUGACAGGCUGUGGCGGCAAGGGCUAUGUCUACGGCGGUCUAGAGUUUGGGCAACAAUGCUUCUGCGGAUCCACGUUCACCUCCAAAACGGCGACCGCAAGCUCCAACUGCCAGUACCACUGUUCCGGAGACUCGGCGGGCCUCUGCGGUGGCUUCAACUACGUCGAUGUGUAUUACACCGUCAGCGGCCUGCAUUAGGAAGGAAAUCGAGCACCGCAUCUCAUUACCUUAUGUACACUCUUUCAUUACCGUCCUUCGUUUGGCGCCCAAGCUGCUGCGGGCGCCAAUCUGCGUGUAUAAGUUCACCGCGUGUAUGUGGGGCACCGCCAGCGCUCCGCCCUCCCUGCACCCCCAGUGACGAUGAACCACCAGCUGUCGCUGCACAAUCCCUCGCUCCAAGUCCUCGACCGCGUGCGACACCCCAAAACCCGGGCCGAGCGCGCGCACAUGCAGUUCCAGCAACGCGCCGCGGACGCCCAGGACCCCGUGCGCCAGCAGGGCUGGUUCCGCUCGAUGCAGCAGGUGAUGCAGGAGAUCGACGAGAUGACGCUGUGCGUUCCCGCCGCCGUGCCCAUCCGCUUCCUGGACCUCGGAUGUUGUCCCGGCGGAUUCACCUCGUACAUACUGGACAAGAACCCCCGCGCCUCGGGGGUCGGGAUCUCCCUCCCCGUGGAGCAGGGUGGGCAUGCGUGUCUGCUGGACCCCGCCGUCCUCACGAGCUCGGCGGCCGACCCCCGCCACCCGCCUCGCUUUGAGCUCAUCUGGGCAGACCUAACCAAGUACCAGCUCGGGCCGCACUACAUCGGGCCCAUCCCGGACCCCUCCCUGCGCCCUCUCCCGCCACAGCUCGCACAGCCGCACGCCUCCGACGACCGGGCGGCGGCGGCCCAGUACGACCUCGUCACGAUCGACGGGCACCCGCUGCGGAGCGGCGACCGCCCCGGCCUCGAGUACCUCGUCGGCGACCGCCUGCUCGUCUCGCAGCUCCUCGUCGGCCUCGCCUCCGCCGCGCUCGGCGGCACAGUCGUGCUGAAGCUCUCGAAGCCCGAGCGGCUCGUGUCCGCGCAGCUCAUGUACCUCCUCGACGUGCUGUGCGCGAGGGUGUGGACGUGGAAGCCGGUCUGCAUGCACGCUACCCGCGCGACGUUCUACGUCGUGGGGAAGGGGUUCGGGCUCAAGGGCCGCUGGAUGCUCCCGCGAAUCGUGCAGGAACUAAGAAGGCUUUGGGUGGAACUGUCCUACGCGGGCAGCGGCAGACAUGGACGUCGGCUGGUUGCGACCGACCUGGAUUUCAUCAUCGACGAAUCAACGAUCCAGACAGUGUAUGCUGCGCGGUGGAGGGAGUUGAGCGAACAUAUCUGGGAAACGCAGAGACUGGCUCUUGAAGGAUGGCGACAAGCCACAAGGCAAGGUUUUUGA
This is a messenger RNA of Mycena citricolor, 4492 nucleotides long. The record is from the annotation of a GenBank genome assembly. Lineage: Eukaryota; Fungi; Basidiomycota; Agaricomycetes; Agaricales; Mycenaceae.